AAUCACUUUGUGUUGCUUGGCCGUGCUGGCUUUGAUUUACUCAAAAUCCGUCAUCAAGAGAUUAGGUUGCACUGCAUUGCGGAGUGUUGGCGCUGAUUUGACGUGUUCAUCGAAUUACACAGCCGACGCGCGUUACGAUCUCGCUGCAUCACCAAACACCAUGUUGGCAACCACAUCGCCAUGUCGACUUUCGACGGCACCGUCCAGGAGUUUCCUGACAUACAAAUCGAUCAAUUCAACAGAACUGGAUCUGUGCGAGCAGUAUUGGCGAAUUUCUUAAGCCAUGUUCACUCUGACCACCUCGUCGGGCUUGAAACAUGCAGCAGCUUCGUCUAUUGUUCUAUGGCAACACGUCAGAUCGUCCUCCGUCUCGAAGAGCGAUACCACCGCGUCAACUUUGCCAAUGGUCGACUCGAGGUCCGAAAACGGGACUACACCAAAUUGAAGUUAUUGUUGAAACCGUUGCCUCUGGAGACGCCAAUUGAAAUUGAGCUGGCGCCUGGUAAUAACAUUCGCGUGACAUUGUUCGAUGCCAAUCACUGCAUCGGUGCUGUAAUGUUUUUGAUAGAAGGGGAUGGAAAGGCGAUCCUCUAUACUGGCGACAUUCGAGCCGAGGCCUGGUGGGUGGAUACUCUGACGAGACAUCCCGUUUUAUUGCCAUACGUUUGUUCGUCUAAUGGUGGUCCACUGAAGACGAUCGAUACGAUCUAUCUCGAUACGACUUUUGCAUCGAAGGCUGAUCCGUAUCGCGACUUUCCGUCCAAGGCUGAUGGCACACGAGAGCUUCUUGAGAAGCUCUCCAAGUACCCGUCUGACACAAUCUAUUACUUCGACUCCUGGACAUUCGGCUACGAGGAUGUCUAUCAAGCCAUGGCUAGCUUUCUCAACACUAGAAUUCAUGUCGACCAGUACAAGUACGGACUCUAUUUUGCACUGACGAAAAGUAAAGAACUCAGAGCUGUCGAGGCUGCCAAACUCAUAUCGACGUAUUGCGGCAAUCAUCUGCAAGUAGGUUGCCUGACAGCUGAUGCGACACAGGCUCGUAUACAUAGUUGCGAGGCAGGAACAGGGUGUGAUAUCUUGGACCAAAACUUCGUUCGGAUUACGCCGAUCAUAUCUAGGCAUAACGGCAGAGACAUGGCUGAGCUCGGUGCUGGUGGUGGUAAUGGAGAUACGGAUCAAAAUCGUGUCGAGCUAGAGACCAUCGACAGUGCCGUGAUCGCCCAGCUAAUCGAUCUCUGUAAGAGAAAACUCGCCAAGUGCCCAGAGAUUGCACAGAUGGUUGUACAGAUGCUGUCAAAUAUAUCCGGCACGUCCAGUACGCCGAUGGUCCUCGAGCGUGACGACUACGACAACAAGCUCCCCGAUGAUCUUGAUGCCAAAGAUCUCCUAAACGUGCUUAUGAGAAAAGCCCAACGCGAACAAAGCAAGAAAUCUGUCGCCGAGCAGGCAGGAGCUUCAUCACUCAUCAUCAACAAUCUCCCAUCGCGCAUCAGAUUCCCAUACUCCCGACAUUCUUCAUACAAUGAGCUCUGCCUACUCAUCAAAGCCUUCAAGCCGAAAGACAUUUUCCCAUGUACCGUCAACGAAAAGGGCUGGACCAUGGCCCACUCGAUGAGCUUUAUGUUCGGGCAUCUGUAUGAUACCCCCUUACUCUGCAGACAUGAUCAAUACAUGCUGUCACGGGCUCCGAUUGCUCGCAAAGCUACAAAGCGGACCAACAGCGAUGACUCUCAGGGGGUCGAUACUCACACCACAGACCCGAACACCGAGGAACGGAUCUCAACAGAAGAGCGGAGUCGAGAAGUUCAGCCAAUUUCCUUGGACGUUAGUUCGGCUUCAGAUGUGAUCCGCAAGCGUGUCAAGGUGGUCGAGCAGGUGUUGAGAAUUUCAGAUGUACAUCACUCGGCGCCAGAAGAGUUCGAUCCAUCCUCCAAAAUUAGGGCGUCAAGUGCUCCCACAACCGAACUUCCACCAGAUACGAGAAUCUUAAACUGCACAGCAGAUGCGCGAAAUAUACAUGCCCCACCCAAGCAGACUGUGGAGGUCGCGCACGUGUCGAGUAGACCAGAGAGCGCUUCAGCAUCAUGUUUCGAACUUGUCAUCGACGAUAAUUCGCAAACCUCGCACGAUCCUGUAUCAGUUGAAUCGGCCUUGCGAUCAGAUGCGUACAAAGCAGCCGCGGGCAUAGACGCAAGUUGGUUCGACAUCAACCUCAUCAGCCUGGGAAAUCACAGUGACUCAGAUAGGGAGUUAUGAGUAAUGUCACAUUGUUUACCUCACCCAUAUGCGUCUCCCAUGCCAUGAAGGCCACUCAUGGAGGCUCAUCAUUUCGUACAUCGUGUCAUCGUGCAAUAGUCAUCACCGUCCAGCGCCCUUUUGAAGUUGUGCCAUGAUACCUCCAUUCUUCUUCUUGCCCGCCCCAGACAAGACCGCUCCUCCGUCGACAUCCAUCGCAUCUUGAUCGUCACUUGGCAAGAGACCCUGUUCCCGCCUCGCCGCACGCGCAUUACUCAAUCUGGCCUCCAUCGAAGCAGCU
Messenger RNA from Dissoconium aciculare CBS 342.82, 2539 nucleotides. RefSeq lists its product as uncharacterized. Lineage: Eukaryota; Fungi; Ascomycota; Dothideomycetes; Mycosphaerellales; Dissoconiaceae. Gene Ontology annotation, molecular function: 5'-3' DNA exonuclease activity; damaged DNA binding. Gene Ontology annotation, biological process: double-strand break repair via nonhomologous end joining; protection from non-homologous end joining at telomere; interstrand cross-link repair. The transcript is spliced from 2 exons. The record is from RefSeq and is a predicted model, not a curated record. Bases 181 to 2259 code for a protein of 692 amino acids.